AUGAGCAAACUCUCAAAAAAUCUUACAAAGGAGAAAAAGAAAAAGGUCACAAAGCGGAUGCUGGCUGAAGCGAGUGCCGUCCCAGAAAUUGACGCGAAAUAUGUGCGUACUGAAUCGCCUCUAGCGGGACAUACGGUAUGUGUUCUGUUCGGGACCGACGAGCGACUACGCAAGCGACUGAUGGAGAUCUUGAAGAAGUUUGGAGCGAAUGUCGUCGCGAAUCCAGUAGAUGAAAUGAGUCUGGCGGUCGCGACAACUGACAAACAUGUCAAGACUCGAGCUGAAGUCAAAGCCGGGAUGGUGACAGUGGUCCGUGCCAAGUGGGUACUCAGAUGUGAGGAGCAGGGCAGAGUAGUUCCGUGGUAA
Messenger RNA from Cooperia oncophora, 366 nucleotides. The record is from the annotation of a GenBank genome assembly. NCBI's taxonomy places the organism in Eukaryota, Metazoa, Nematoda, Chromadorea, Rhabditida, Trichostrongylidae.